AUGGCACCCAAUGGUUGUCGUACUGAUGUUCGACAUUUUCCAUAUCGAUUAGAUUGUAUGAAUUCCAAUAUUAUAAGUAUACCAAAAAUUAACAGUGAUACAACAUGGUCUGAAAUUGAUUUUGAAAAUAAUAAAAUUGAUUUACUAACAAGAUGUCAGUUUAUCAAACUUCGAGUUAAACGUUUAAAUUUAAAAUCAAAUCAUAUUAUUCGAAUACAGGAAUCAACAUUCAAGGACAUUCGUGGUUUAAACGAACUCAUAUUAGCAUCAAAUAAUUUAACAGCACUUCAAGCAGAAAUAUUUUCUGAUACCACUGAAUUAUCUACAUUAGAUUUGAGCAAUAAUCCAUUUCAAAAUUUAGAUAUUAAUGGUCUUCUCGAACAAUUAGAUUCAACAUUAGAAAUACUUAUUUUACGAAAUAUUUCAUCGAUAAAUAAAAAUAUAAUAUCACAGAACUUUAUGAACGGUUCAAACCUAAAAGAACUAGAUUUAAGUUGUAAUGAUCUAAAAAUUUUAAAUGUAGAUACAUUUAACGUUUAA
Molecule: messenger RNA, 540 nt
Organism: Didymodactylos carnosus
Lineage: Eukaryota; Metazoa; Rotifera; Eurotatoria; Philodinida; Philodinidae
Source: the annotation of a GenBank genome assembly